AGCCAUGAAUCCCGCCGAAGGGACGGCGGAGGAAGGCGCUGUCCCUGACUCCGAGGUGGAUGCUUUCUUCCGAACAGGUUCAUUUCGAAAUGAUGGUUUAAAAGCUGCUGAUGUCCUUCCUAUACUGAAGGAGAAAGUGGCCUUUGUGUCAGGUGGCCGUGAUAAACGAGGUGGUCCUGUCUUGACCUUCCCAGCCCGCAGCAAUCAUGACAGAAUAAGGCAGGAAGACCUUCGUAAACUUGUGACUUAUUUGGCCAGCGUGCCAAGUGAAGAUGUUUGCAAACGAGGAUUCACUGUUAUUAUCGAUAUGCGGGGAUCCAAAUGGGAUUUGAUCAAGCCUCUCCUAAAAACCCUUCAAGAAGCCUUUCCUGCUGAGAUUCAUGUUGCCCUGAUUAUAAAACCUGAUAAUUUUUGGCAGAAGCAGAAAACAAACUUCGGCAGUUCCAAGUUCAUCUUUGAGACAAGUAUGGUGUCUGUGGAAGGUCUGGCAAAGCUUGUGGAUCCUUCUCAACUGACAGAUGAGUUUGAAGGGUCCUUGGAUUACAACCACGAUGAAUGGAUAGAGCUGCGUGUCUCCUUGGAAGAGUUUUUCAACAGUGCCAUCCAUUUAUUAUCAAGGCUGGAGGAUCUCCAGGAAAUGUUGGCUAGGAAGGAGUUUCCAGUUGACGUUGAGGGCUCAAGAAGGCUGAUUGAUGAGCACACACAGCUUAAGAAGAAAGUGAUUAAAGCUCCUGUGGAAGAACUGGAUCGUGAGGGCCAGAGGUUAUUACAAUGCAUAAGAUCCAGUGAUGGUUUUUCUGGUAGGAACUGCAUUCCUGGAAGUGCAGAUUUUCAAAGUCUUGUGCCAAAGAUCACCAGCCUUUUGGACAAGCUGCAUUCUACCCGGCAACACUUGCAUCAGAUGUGGCAUGUCCGCAAGUUGAAACUGGACCAGUGCUUUCAACUCCGGCUUUUUGAGCAAGAUGCAGAGAAGAUGUUCGACUGGAUCAGCCACAACAAAGAGUUGUUCCUGCAGAGUCACACCGAGAUUGGUGUGAGCUACCAACACGCCCUGGACCUGCAGACACAGCACAACCACUUUGCCAUGAAUUCCAUGAAUGCCUAUGUCAACAUCAACCGAAUCAUGUCUGUGGCGUCAAGGCUCUCCGAGGCAGGCCACUAUGCUUCCCAGCAAAUCAAACAAAUAUCCAGCCAGCUGGAUCAAGAGUGGAAGAGUUUUGCUGCAGCUCUGGAUGAGCGCAGCACCAUCUUAGCCAUGUCUGCUGUCUUCCACCAGAAAGCUGAACAGUUCCUUUCAGGUGUGGAUGCCUGGUGCAAAAUGUGCAGUGAUGGAGGCCUCCCCUCAGAAAUGCAAGACCUGGAACUGGCCAUCCACCAUCACCAGACCCUCUACGAGCAAGUGACACAGGCCUACACAGAGGUGAGCCAGGAUGGAAAAGCCUUGCUGGAUGUCCUACAGCGUCCCUUGAGUCCUGGGAAUUCUGAAUCCCUCACUGCUACUGCAAACUACUCCAAGGCUGUUCACCAGGUGUUGGAUGUCGUACAUGAAGUCCUGCAUCACCAGCGGCGCCUAGAAAGCAUCUGGCAACACAGAAAAGUCCGGCUACACCAAAGGCUGCAGCUCUGUGUUUUCCAGCAGGAUGUUCAACAGGUACUGGACUGGAUUGAAAAUCAUGGGGAAGCCUUUCUGAGCAAACACACAGGAGUAGGGAAGUCUCUACACAGAGCACGUGCGCUGCAGAAAAGACAUGAUGAUUUUGAAGAGGUAGCACAGAAUACGUACACCAAUGCAGACAAGCUCUUGGAGGCUGCAGAGCAGUUGGCUCAGACUGGGGAAUGUGACCCUGAAGAAAUCUAUAAAGCAGCCCGGCAUCUGGAAGUUCGGAUUCAGGACUUUGUCCGGAGGGUGGAACAGAGGAAACUUCUCUUGGACAUGUCAGUCUCCUUCCAUACCCACACCAAAGAGCUGUGGACAUGGAUGGAAGAUCUGCAGAAGGAGCUCUUAGAGGAUGUCUGUGCUGACUCUGUGGAUGCGGUUCAGGAGCUUAUCAAGCAGUUUCAGCAGCAGCAAACAGCCACCCUGGAUGCUACCCUCAAUGUUAUUAAAGAAGGGGAAGAUCUAAUCCAGCAGCUCAGGGACUCUGCUGUUUCCAACAACAAGACCCCCCACAACAGCUCCAUCAGCCACAUCGAAUCCGUCCUCCAGCAGCUCGACGAGGCCCAGGUACAGAUGGAAGAGCUCUUCCAUGAGAGGAAGAUUAAGCUAGACAUUUUCCUUCAGCUCCGGAUUUUUGAGCAGUACACCAUUGAGGUUACAGCAGAGCUGGAUGCUUGGAAUGAAGAUCUGCUGAGGCAAAUGAAUGAUUUCAAUACUGAGGAUCUCACUCUGGCUGAGCAGCGAUUGCAGCGUCACACUGAGCGGAAACUGGCCAUGAACAACAUGACCUUUGAAGUCAUCCAGCAAGGGCAAGACUUGCACCAAUACAUCAUGGAGGUCCAGGCUUCAGGCAUUGAGCUGAUCUGUGAAAAAGACAUUGAUCUUGCAACCCAGGUUCAAGAACUGCUGGAAUUCCUUCAUGAGAAACAGCAUGAGCUGGAGCUCAAUGCUGACCAAACUCACAAGAGGUUAGAGCAGUGCCUACAGCUCCGGCACCUCCAGGCUGAGGUCAAGCAGGUGCUUGGCUGGAUCAGGAAUGGGGAGUCGAUGCUCAACGCCAGCCUGGUCAAUGCCAGCUCCCUCUCGGAGGCUGAGCAGCUGCAGCGGGAGCACGAGCAGUUUCAGCUGGCAAUAGAGUCCCUCUUUCAUGCCACUUCCUUACAGAAGACACACCAGAGUGCCCUGCAGGUCCAGCAGAAGGCCGAAGUGUUGCUGCAGGCUGGACAUUAUGAUGCUGAUGCCAUCAGAGAAUGUGCUGAGAAGGUGGCCCUGCACUGGCAGCAGCUGAUGCUGAAGAUGGAGGACAGACUCAAACUUGUCAAUGCCUCUGUGGCCUUUUAUAAAACCUCUGAGCAGGUGUGCAGCGUGUUAGAGAGUCUGGAGCAGGAAUACAGACGGGAUGAAGACUGGUGUGGAGGCCGAGAUAAACUUGGGCCAGCAGCUGAGAUAGACCAUGUCAUCCCUCUGAUCAGCAAACAUCUGGAACAGAAGGAGGCUUUUCUCAAGGCCUGUACCCUGGCCCGGAGGAACGCCGAGGUGUUCCUCAAGUACAUCCACAGGAACAACGUCAGCAUGCCCGGAGUGGCGAGCCACACCAGAGGGCCCGAGCAGCAGGUCAAAGCCAUUCUGAGUGAGCUGUUGCAGAGGGAGAAUCGGGUCCUUCACUUCUGGACCCUGAAGAAGAGGAGAUUAGAUCAGUGCCAGCAAUAUGUUGUCUUUGAGCGCAGUGCCAAGCAGGCCUUAGACUGGAUCCAAGAAACAGGCGAAUAUUACCUCUCUACUCACAACUCCACAGGGGAAUCAGCAGAAGAAACUCAGGAACUCCUGAAGGAAUAUGGGGAAUUCAGAGUACCUGCCAAACAAACAAAGGAGAAAGUGAAGCUCCUCAUCCAGCUGGCUGACAGCUUUGUAGAAAAAGGACACAUACACGCCACUGAAAUUAGGAAGUGGGUCACCACCGUAGACAAGCGCUACCGGGACUUCUCUCUCAGGAUGGGGAAAUACCGUUACUCCCUGGAAAAAGCCCUUGGAAUCAACCCAGAGGAUAACAAAGACCUAGAACUAGAUAUUAUUCCAGCAAGUCUUUCAGACCGGGAGGUAAAGCUGCGAGAUGCAAAUCAUGAAGUCAAUGAAGAAAAAAGGAAGUCAGCCAGAAAGAAAGAAUUCAUUAUGGCUGAGCUGCUGCAGACAGAAAAAGCUUAUGUCAGGGAUUUACACGAAUGUUUAGAGACUUACCUUUGGGAAAUGACAAGUGGAGUUGAAGAAAUACCAGCUGGGAUCCUUAAUAAAGAACACAUCAUCUUUGGCAAUAUUCAGGAGAUAUAUGACUUCCAUAACAACAUUUUUCUAAAGGAGCUGGAGAAAUAUGAGCAACUGCCUGAGGAUGUGGGCCACUGCUUUGUCACCUGGGCAGAUAAAUUUCAGAUGUAUGUCACCUACUGCAAAAACAAGCCUGACUCCAGCCAGCUCAUCCUGGAACAUGCAGGGACUUUCUUUGAUGAAAUUCAGCAAAGACACGGGCUGGCCAACUCCAUCUCUUCUUAUUUAAUCAAGCCUGUCCAGAGGAUCACAAAAUACCAACUCCUACUGAAGGAACUGCUGACCUGCUGUGAGGAGGGCAAAGGGGAGCUGAAGGAUGGUCUGGAAGUGAUGCUCAGUGUCCCAAAGAAGGCCAACGAUGCAAUGCACGUCAGCAUGCUGGAAGGGUUUGAUGAGAACCUUGACGUCCAGGGAGAGCUGAUUCUUCAGGAUUCCUUCCAAGUGUGGGAUCCCAAGUCUCUCAUUCGGAAAGGCCGUGAGAGGCAUUUGUUUCUCUUUGAAAUCUCUUUGGUGUUUAGCAAAGAGAUCAAAGAUUCUUCAGGACACACAAAAUAUGUUUACAAGAACAAGUUACUGACCUCAGAACUGGGAGUGACUGAACAUGUUGAAGGAGAUCCCUGCAAAUUUGCUUUGUGGUCUGGACGAACACCAUCCUCAGACAAUAAAACAGUGCUGAAAGCAUCCAGUAUUGAAACAAAACAGGAGUGGAUCAAAAAUAUCCGGGAAGUUAUUCAAGAAAGGAUCAUUCAUCUGAAAGGAGCUCUGAAAGAGCCCAUUCAGCUCCCCAAGACACCAGCAAAGCAGCGAAACAAUAGCAGAAGAGAUGGAAUAGAUGAUGUAGACAGCCAAGGGGAUGGCAGCAGUCAACCUGACACCAUUUCCAUUGCCUCCAGGACAUCACAGAACACAGUGGACAGUGAUAAGCAUUUCGUCUACGGCAGAGACACAGGACAGUUGUCUGGAGGGUGUGAACUAACUGUGGUGCUCCAGGACUUUACAGCGGGCCACAGCAGCGAGCUGAGCAUUCAGGUGGGGCAGACAGUGGAGCUGCUGGAGAGGCCGAGUGAGAGGCCAGGCUGGUGUUUGGUCCGGACCACGGAGCGGAGCCCUCCUCAGGAGGGUCUGGUCCCCAGCAGCGCUCUCUGCAUUUCCCAUUCCCGCAGCAGUGUGGAGAUGGAUUGCUUCUUCCCUUCAGGAAAAGGGGCUGUCAGAGCCUGAAUAAUUUAAGAGUGAACAAAUGAGAGACGUUCAUGGAGGACUCUGUUCUUACCUAGGCACAAAUUGACAAGCAUGUAGAUUGCCUUGGGUUUCCACUGCACCUACCACAACUUUACUAAGAGAAAAGUCCCCUUUGCUAGACAUCUGUGUCACUCUUGCUUAGUAAAGUUAUUCAAGAUCAGCGCCUUUGGAAUUGGUUGGUAAAUGGACAAAGACUUUCUCUUUGCCCGGAGCUCCUCACAGCCUCCAAGUACCAAAGAGAACUCCACAGCACUAGAAAGCAAGAGGCAGCUGCUGAAUGUUGGAAGCUACUGCAUUUGGCAAAAGAAGCUGAUGCAAAGAUGCACACAGUUGUGUUUGUUUGUUCUGCUUGUUUUCUGUGCUUUCCGAGCCCUCUGUGUGCCUGGAAAGUUUAAUAACCAAUCCCUUCUUUCUCAACAUGCAAAUUUUCUUCCUAUCCCAAAAAGCUUUGGGUUCUGUUCUUGCUUUUUUUUUUAUUUUUCCAAUUCUAAGUUUUUGUCACUGAUACUCUUCUGUUGUUUCCGUGGAGAAUUGUUUGGGUACAUAGCCACAGCCUCCUUUGAGAUAGGGAGACCUAAAUGACACUUAAAUAUCAUUGUCUUCCCUUCUCUCCCCCCAUUUAGCAGAGUGGUCCACCUUGUCCCAGUGGUUGCUGACUUCAAGUAUAAGGCAGAGUUGACCUUAUCAAUGAUGUCAUUUAUCUGAGAAAUUACUUCAAAAUUCUUACAGUAGCUCAAUUUGGAAGCUGUUGAAUGAAGCUGACCCUUGACACUUCACAAAAGAAUAAGGCUUGUGUUUUACUAACAGCUGCUUGGAAACCAUGUGUAAUAAAGUUUGUUUUUGUGCCCAACAUCCAGGAUAAAAGAUGGCAUUUGCCGACUCUGGUACCCUUACGCUCCCAGAAGAGCAGAACUGCUUUGAUCAAAGUUUAAAAGUCUGCUUCUAUGUGGGUGUCUAAGCAUUUCACAGUUCCUUAUGCUAAAAGUAACAAUGUACUUGCAAAGGCCAGCAAAUGCUGCUCUCGUUCAGCUUCAAACACGUGACAUUUUCCUCCUUGUCAUCCCAUAUAGCUUUUCAUAAAGUUUCAGGGUUAAAACUUUUUUUAUGGAACAUGCAAAAAUCUCCCAUCAAAAUAUAUCAAGGGGGAUUUUUGCUUUGUGUUUGGGGCUUUGUUAUUUUUGCUGCUAGCGACACUUAUUCUGGAAACUUCAGGGUUGGAGAUUAUUUUAUUUUUGUCACAGAAUGAGGACAGUGUAAAUACAAAAUGUAAAGUAGAACUGAGAGAAGUGCUUCAACAAGUUGUUUCACUACAUUGAAAUAAAUGUUGAUUUGUUCAA
This is a messenger RNA of Vidua macroura (Pin-tailed whydah), 6552 nucleotides long. It is a transcript of the gene KALRN, whose product is annotated as kalirin RhoGEF kinase. Gene Ontology annotation, cellular component: cytoplasm. Bases 5 to 5194 code for a protein of 1729 amino acids. Gene Ontology annotation, molecular function: protein binding; guanyl-nucleotide exchange factor activity. Lineage: Eukaryota; Metazoa; Chordata; Aves; Passeriformes; Viduidae. The transcript has 36 exons. The record is from RefSeq and is a predicted model, not a curated record.